This is a messenger RNA of Entrophospora candida, 564 nucleotides long. NCBI's taxonomy places the organism in Eukaryota, Fungi, Glomeromycota, Glomeromycetes, Entrophosporales, Entrophosporaceae. The record is from the annotation of a GenBank genome assembly.
AUGAACAAAACAUUUUGGCGUUUUUCUAUUGUAAUUACCUCUUUGAUUAUUGCAGCGGGCUUUAUGUCUGUUCUUUUGAGCUAUACAAUUUUCAAUGUUAGAAUUUAUCCGACUAUAAAAGGAGGAAGCCCCGUUUCAAAACUCCCACCUAUUGAUAAAACUAUAACAGAUUUAAUCGCUCAAUCAUCACCACCAUCAGCUAUAUCGAAUGCUAAUCAAACUCUUUCGGCGAGUCCUUUGAAAGAAGCUAUACAAUGCAGAGACGUGACAUGUGCAUUUAAGGAUUUUGAUUUUUCUUUUGUAAAUAACAAUCCGAAAUUUGCAGAAAAUCUAUUCGAUAGAUUAGACAAUUCAGUAAAGACUACUAUUAAUGCUAUGAGAAUUGGUAAUGCUUAUUCGGUGUAUAACAAUAUGAUACAAGAAAACAUCAAACCAGAUGUUUAUACUUAUUUAUCAUUGAUAAUUGGAUGUGCGAGUAAAUUAGAUUUAGAUCUUGCUUUCACAACAACAGACAAUUUGGUGAAUUCAAUUUAUAAUUCCAUAAGAAAAUCAUUAUGGUUUUAA